GCCUCUGCCGCAGCUCGCGGCUGCCGCUCCACCUGAGCCUCUCUGGGUUCAUUUCCUCCUUCUGCCCCGGGGAGACUUCAUCACCUCGCCAAAUGAUCGGGCCCUUGUGACGUUGAGCCGAGCUAGCAGGAGUCAGGGCUGGACAUCCUCAAGUCCCCCCUGAUCAUCUUCGUGAUGGGCGGCCCAGGUUGUGGCAAAGGGACACAGUGCAAGAACAUGGCAACCAAAUAUGGCUUCUGCCAUGUGGGGCUGGGCCAGCUGCUGCGGCAGGAGGCCCAACGCAGUACCCGGUGGGGCCAGAAGAUCCAUGACAUCAUGCUGCAGGGGCUCCUGGUGCCUACGGGCAUCAUCCUAGACACGAUCAGCAAUGCCAUGUUAUCUCGCCCGGAGAGCCGGGGCUUCCUCAUCAACGGCUUCCCGCGGGAGCUGAGGCAGGCCAAGGAGUUCGAGCGCAUUGUGGGCCGGGCCCCAGACGUCGUCAUCGUGUUCGACUGCUCCAUGGAAACAAUGGUCCGGAGAGCGCUGCACCGGGGCCGCCUAGAGCACCGGGCGGAUGACUGUGAGUCGGCCAUCCGCCAGCGCCUGGAGACGUACUACACGCUGUGUCAGCCGGUCUUGACCUUCUAUCAGCAGAAGAACCUGCUCUGUAAUAUCUUGGCGGAAGAAGCUCCAGCGAACAUUUUUGCCAAGUGCUGCUCGGUCGUUGAAAGCCUGCAGUGAUGGGAGGGGCUGGGGGCUCUGCCUUCUUCCUCAUCCCAGAACCCACACAGGGCUCAGAAGGGGUGCAGCGCC
This is a messenger RNA of Lontra canadensis (Northern American river otter), 792 nucleotides long. Its product is annotated as adenylate kinase isoenzyme 1. NCBI's taxonomy places the organism in Eukaryota, Metazoa, Chordata, Mammalia, Carnivora, Mustelidae. Gene Ontology annotation, molecular function: ATP binding; AMP kinase activity. Gene Ontology annotation, biological process: nucleoside triphosphate biosynthetic process. The coding region runs from base 175 to 720 and encodes 181 amino acids. The transcript has 5 exons. Gene Ontology annotation, cellular component: cytosol; cytoplasm. The record is from RefSeq and is a predicted model, not a curated record.